Messenger RNA from Colius striatus (speckled mousebird), 949 nucleotides. It is a transcript of the gene CALHM6, whose product is annotated as calcium homeostasis modulator family member 6. The coding region runs from base 1 to 939 and encodes 312 amino acids. Lineage: Eukaryota; Metazoa; Chordata; Aves; Coliiformes; Coliidae. The transcript is spliced from 2 exons. The record is from RefSeq and is a predicted model, not a curated record. Gene Ontology annotation, molecular function: monoatomic cation channel activity.
AUGAAUAAGUUAAGCAAGGUGCUGGAUUUCUGCAUCCGUCACCAGACUGCUCUGGGUUAUGGCACCGUGUCUCUGCUGACAGCUGGCAUGGAAGAAAUCUUCUCAUCUGUGGUGUUCAAGUGUCCCUGCAAUUCAAAGAACACGAUAUAUGGCUCUGUCUUCCUCAUAGUGCCUGCCUUCAUCCUCUUUCUGCUUGGCUACAUGGUGAACACCAGGAUAUGGCUCCUGCUGACUGGCAGCUGCACUCAGGAAAGCUGCAGCUGCAACUUCUGGGAAAACUGCAAACACUACUGUGAGGUCCUGGUGAAGGUGACAGCCAGAAACUUGGUGGCUCCCCUCACUUGGAUCGCAGUGGCCCUGCUAAGCACUGACUUCUAUGAGUGUGCAGCCAGUGGGAGCAGCUUUUGGAAGAAACGUGUGUGUAAAGACAAAGGAACGAAGUGCUACGAGCUGCUGGUCAACAUACCCUGCGGUGGGGAGUUACCAGUGAAUGAAACCUUCAGCCUUCAGGCAGAAUCUCAGCUGAUAGGAUGGGUCCUGAUAGCCUCCAUCGUGACCAUGGCACUGUUCUUCAAAUGUGUGUACAACUGCUGCUCCUCAGUUGCCUAUUUUCAACAAAAGUUCUGGAAAAUGUACUUGAAACAGGAACGGGAGCAAUUUGACACCAAGGCUGCUGAGCACGCAAGGCAUCUGGCAGAAAGAAAUAUUACUUGCUUUUUUGAAACCACUGAUCCAUCACCGUUUCAGACUCCCAGCAAUGAAGACUGGCGGAAGAUUUCCUCCCUGCAUACCUUCAGUUCGCAACAGGAGUAUUACAGCAUGAUACACAAGUACGCUAACACACAGAAAGACAGCAGGGUCAGGGGUAGGGAAGGAGCGCAGAAUCCUCCUAUUUUAGGAUUUGUGGCCAGAGCAAGUGAGAGAGAAUCUGAGUUUUAAUGAAACUUGA